Molecule: messenger RNA, 588 nt
Organism: Peronospora matthiolae
Lineage: Eukaryota; Oomycota; Peronosporomycetes; Peronosporales; Peronosporaceae
Source: the annotation of a GenBank genome assembly
AUGAGCAGCGGGUACCUGGACAUUGACGAUAUUUUGGCCGGUGACGAGCGCAUCAAAUGCUCGUUCGAGACAGAUGCGCUGGACUGCGGGUACUUGGACCCUAGUUGCAACAGCGCGGGCUUGCCAAAGGGCGCUUCAGUAGAGCUGCCACUUUGGCUCGUCACGACGCUCGCCAGACGCGGUGACGUGACCGUCGAGCCGCCCCAUUUCCUGACCAAACGCUUCCGACGCAUGCUCCAGGCCGGUCCUUCCUCGGUGAAUUUACGCGAGUUUUCCACCCAUCUGCUCCAAGUGGGAAGUUCCCUCAUGCCAUGUGUGAACGAAGACGAGCGAGCCGAGAUGGACGAGAUCCUGCGGCUCUGCUUCGGUGGCGAGCGCUACUGCGCCAUCCUCAAUCACGCCAUGAGCUCGCUCAACGAGGAUACGACCGAGUUCACGAGGAAACUCACGCAGGACGAACAGAAGCUGUUCGACGCUGGUAGUCGGGAUGCCAAGGAGUUUGUGCAGUGGAAAGGACGCAACGCCGAGACCAUCACCGCUCCCGCCGUCAUCGCGCGUUCCCUCAAGAAGCGCAAGUUCCGCUCGUAA